AAUGCUUUAGCGGGAAAACAAGAUUGUAUUGUAUUACAAGAUUAAUACUGUUUUCCACUAAAGUAGAGAAAUGUCCUAUUGGUUUUUAUUUUGCCUUUUGUGCGUCAUUCAUUAGACAAGAUGUAGAAUAAUUUAGGGAAACACUUCGCACUGCGUAGAGUGCCGUCAAUUUGAUAACCUUCGCGCUGCCGUUACAUCUUUGUUGAUAUCAGUAUAUUGUCAACAGGAGUUUCAUAAUUAUAUGUUUUUUUUCUACGUAUGACAGUUCGCGACAAAGAUGGGCGAGGAAACACUAAGUCAGUCAAGAAAAAGAAAGACCACGACUCCUGAAGAAAUCCAGUCAAAACGAGUCAAAAACAGGAAUUCGCAAAAUUCGUCCGAUAUAAAGGAUGAUACGGUGAAUGAUGAGCUUGUACCUGGAAAGAUUAAACGAAUCUUUCUAAAAAACUUCAUGUGCCAUGAUGCCUUAGAGAUGAAUUUCAAUUCUAGAAUCAAUUUCCUUGUUGGUGUAAAUGGUAGCGGAAAAAGUGCUAUACUAACUGCUCUAACUGUUGGCUUGGGAGCUAAAGCUAAAGAUACAGACAGAGGAGUAUCACUAAAAAAUUUUGUGAAACAAGGAAAAAGCUCAGCUACGAUAGAAAUCACUAUCACAAACAGAGGUGACAAAAGUUACAAAUGGGAAACGUAUGGAGAUACUAUUACUGUAAUUAGGAUUAUUGGUACAACUUCAUUAUACCGAAUUAAAUCUCACAGUGGCCAGGUAAUUUCCACAAAGAAAGAAGAACUUAAAGCAAUCACAAAUGCAUUGAACAUCCAAGUAGAUAAUCCUAUUUCUAUUUUGAACCAAGAUGCUGCAAGGUCUUUCUUAUUAACGAAAAAGUCUGAUGAUCUGUAUAAAUUUUACAUGAAAGCCACUAGGCUGGAUGUUGUUGGCGAGAACUAUAGGACAGCUCAGAGUGCUAGCGAUCUCGCAAAAUGUAAACUUGCAGAUUCAAGGAAAUAUCUAAGUGAUAGUGAAAACGUUAUAAAGACUCUUAGGCAUAAGCUCCAAGCUCUGCAGUCACUUGAUAUAUAUCGAGAAGAGUAUCAACAACUUAAAAAUGAAGUGCUGUGGGCAGAGGUUCUUACAGAAGAGAAAAAGCUACUACAAAUUGAUCAGAAAAUUGACUUACAAUCUAAGGAAAUUGAAAUGCUUGAAAACAUUGAAUUUACUAAAGCUUCCAAGGAAAAAGAAAUCAUCUCUCGAAUCGAAGAACACAAUGCAGAAAUAGCUUCUCAUAAAGCUGAAGCAGCUGCUAAUGAAGAAAAGUGCGACGGUCUAAAGAAGAAAGCAAUGGAGAAAAAAAAUACGUUGGAACAGCAAAGAACAAAAGUACAAAAGCUCCACAAAAAUAUGAGUGAGAAAAAAAAUGAUUUGCAACUACUUAUGACUGACAUUAACCAAAAGGAAAAGGAGGAAUGUGAUGUUGAUGUUAAGAGACAGGAAGCGCGCUAUUCAAUUGAAGAAUGUGAGCAGCAGUUAGAUGAAAUUCUUGCGACUUUGAGAACAAAACAAACUGACCUAAUGCACUUUGAAGAGAACAGUAAUCGUCUUGAUAAAGAAGAAAAAGCUAUCAAGAUUGAAAUUGACUCAAAGAAAAGAGAACUAAACGCUAAGAUACGUGAUUUGGAAAUCUGUGAGAAGCAAUCUGAUAACGCCUUAACUGUUUAUGGAAACAAUAUUCCUCGACUAGUUCGAAGAAUUGAAGAAGAGCACCAGAGAGGCAGGUUCCGAAAAAAGCCUGUAGGACCACUUGGCGCCUAUAUUUCUAUAAAAGACCCCUCAUGGAUUCCGGCUAUAGAAAGUUUUCUUGGGAUUGGAAUGUUAAGGACUUUUUGCGUUGAUAAUCUUCAUGAUAGAACGCUUUUGAAUAAAAUAAUGAGUGAGAUUUUCACAAAUGAGCAUUCACCAUCAAUUAUCAUUAGUAAAUUUUUCGAUGAUCGGCAUGAUGUUGAGUGUAAUUGUACUAGAUCACCACAAUAUGACAAUAUGUUAGAUAUGAUGAUUAUAUCAGAUAAUACAGUAGCAAAUACUUUGAUCGAUCAGAGAGAAAUUGAACGAGUUCUUUUAAUACCAACUUCAAAAGAAGCUUGUGACGUGAUGUCAGAUUUCAGGAAAGUACCCCAAAAUUGCAGGCGAGCCAUUACCAAAAUGAAUGACUUAUUCUUCCCCGAUCCAAACUAUAAAACAUAUGGUGGUUCUGCUGGAGAAAGGCCAAAAUUCCUUCAGGUUUCCACUGCAGAGAGAAUUCGCGACCUUCAAGAUGAUAUCGCCGAACUUGGCAAUCAACUGAAAUUUCAUAAAGAACAAUAUGCUCAAAUUCAUCAGAGAAAAGCGAUAACCAUCCAAGAGCUUAAUCAAGUUCAGCAACAAGUGAGGAAUUUAUUGGGCAAGCAGUCUUCAAUAAAAAACAAAAUAGAAGAGAGUAAAGAAAUUUUAGAGUCUCAUAAUAAUAAUACAAUAAAUGAGCAUAAAUUAGAAGUUGAGCAUAUAAAAGAAUGGCUUGUGCGUCAUAAAGAAGAAAUGACCCGAAUGAUGGAGGAAUAUCGUAGAUUAGAACAAGAAUCGAAGGUAGCAACGGAAGAAUAUAAAACAUGCCGUACCCUCAGUACAAAUUUAGAUGUUGCAUUGAAUCCUAUUAAGGAAAAAAUUCUUGAGCUCAAGGAUGAGCAAAAGCGACUGAAUGUUACUAAUAGAGGAGCUAGUAAGAGAUUGCAAGAAGGCAAGCAAUCGUUGCAAAGAUUGAAAGGUGAACAUCAACAACAACAGCGCGUUGUCACGACGAAAACAACGCUUGCUGAAGCCUGCUGUCCUCGAAUAGACACUACAAAGACUGUGGCUGAAAUAAGCGCUCGGUCGAAAGAACUGAUGAAAUUCAUCGAGAACGUUGAAAGGGAGCAUGGCAACAAAGAGGCUCUGCAAGAAGAAUUGCAAGAGCAAGAACAGCAAUUUGAUAAGGUGUUUGAUAAUGCAUGUGAAUUGGAACGUUUGAAUGAAGUACACACUGAGCGCGUACGAGUUCGUAAACAUUUUUUCAACAAUAUGAAAGCAGAUAUUGCUGCGAAAGUUCAGACCGCUUUCGCGAACAUAUUGUCGCUAAGAAACUACGAAGGCACAGUAACAGUGGACCACAAAAAGCAUAAACUUGAGCUUGAAAUGGUUCCAAUCAAUGACGCUAAAAGACUAACAAACGAUGCCAAACAACUGUCUGGUGGCGAACGGUCUUAUUCGACGAUUGGUUUUAUCUUAGCUCUGUGGCAUUGUACUGGUUUGCCCUUUUAUUUCUUAGAUGAGUUUGAUGUAUUUAUGGACAAAAUCAAUAGGCGAAUGAUUAUUGAUAUUUUAAUCCAUCACGCUGAAACCAGUCCAAAUAGCCAAUUUACAUUUUUAACUCCAUUAGAUGCUUCUCAUCUCAAAGCAAAGAACUCUAUCACAAUCCAUAGGAUGACUCCACCAGAAAGAUCAGGAUAAAUACAUUACAUUACUUUAUUUUUGAACACAAUUUAUUUAAUUUAAUAUAAGUAUUCGUUAAAAAAUUUACUAAAUCGAACAUAGAACGUUAACGUAUUAUAUUUAUAUAUUGACUAUUGUAUUAAGUUUUGUAUGUCCAUUAAUUUUUUCUUUUCAUAAAAAAACGUGCCUU
Molecule: messenger RNA, 3683 nt
Organism: Phymastichus coffea
Lineage: Eukaryota; Metazoa; Arthropoda; Insecta; Hymenoptera; Eulophidae
Gene: SMC6
Product: structural maintenance of chromosomes protein 6
Exons: 17
Coding region: 278-3511 (1077 amino acids)
Biological process (GO): double-strand break repair via homologous recombination
Cellular component (GO): site of double-strand break; nucleus; Smc5-Smc6 complex
Molecular function (GO): damaged DNA binding; single-stranded DNA binding
Source: RefSeq, a predicted model, not a curated record